CAGGACAUGUUGUAAACUGCUGGCUCUUCUUCCAUCAGCUCUCCGCCGGCUAAUUUACAGCUUCUUUGACUUUUAAAACGUUUUAUGUCUUCGUGUUUCAGUCAGGCGGUCCGCAGGCAGCUCGCAGCUGUCACACUGCGGGGUCCUGCCGGGUCCUUCCUGCCCUGAGCCGCUGCGCCAGCCUCCUGACAGAAACCUAGCACCGGAGGAAAAACCCUUAAUUAACCCGAAAUCCUGCUCAAACCGACCCGGUUCUGGGAGUAAUGAUGGGCGGGAAGACCAGUGCGAUAGCCGCGGGGGUGUGCGGGGCUCUGUUCGUCGGUUACUGCAUCUACUUCGACAGGAAAAGACGGAGUGACCCCAACUUCAAGAACAGGCUGCGAGAACGGAGGAGAAAGCAGAAGGUGGCCAAAGAGAGAGCAGGCCUGGCAAAGCUUCCAGACCUGAAGGAUGCUGAAGCAGUUCAGAAGUUCUUCCUGGAGGAGAUCCAGCUGGGGGAGGAGCUGCUGGCUCAGGGAGACUAUGAGAAAGGUGUGGACCACCUGACCAACGCCAUCGCGGUGUGCGGUCAGCCUCAGCAGCUGCUGCAGGUGCUGCAGCAGACUCUGCCACCGCCUGUCUUCCAGAUGCUGCUCACCAAACUGCCCAGCAUCAGUCAGCGGAUUGUGAGUGCACAGAGUCUGAGCGAGGACGAUAUAGAAUGAGAUGAUCGAGAGGAAACGACCCCCGCCUCCCCCCGUUCUUCAUCCUCCUCUUCCUCACACGGGCCUCUCCUUCCAUAACGACCUGCCAACGCCUCGGCCUCCGUCACUCCGGCCGACGUCCAUCACUUCCCAUCAGGGCGUCCUAAAGGGAAUUAGUUUUUUAUUCCUGGUGUAUCACGACAGUAGUGUUUGUUUUUUUACUUAAAUUACCCGUUUUGGGGUAUUCAGAGUCUCUCGAUCAUUCAGCCCCGAGAGAUCCACCAUCAGUAGGUAUGUACUAAUUAACUGGACUGGGUGAAAACAGUAAUCGGCUCCGCCCCUCAGGGUGGUGCAGCAUCAUGUUCAUGCUGUCCACCAUCUUGGUGGUUACUCUGAUAUCAGUAGUGGAAAGUUACAGGAAUCUUCUGCGCUCGGAGGCUUCAUCAAGUAUUUAUUGUUUGUUAUCAGUCGUAUUUCUGUUCAGUCUAGACUCGGAAACACUUUUUAAAAAGUGAUCAAAUGUUUUUUUCGUGUUAAAGAGGACGACCCUCUUUAAAAAAAGAAAAAUAAAAACAUGAGAACAAAU
This is a messenger RNA of Acanthopagrus latus (yellowfin seabream), 1269 nucleotides long. It is a transcript of the gene tomm20b, whose product is annotated as translocase of outer mitochondrial membrane 20b. Gene Ontology annotation, molecular function: transmembrane protein transporter activity. The record is from RefSeq and is a predicted model, not a curated record. Gene Ontology annotation, cellular component: mitochondrial outer membrane translocase complex; mitochondrial outer membrane. NCBI's taxonomy places the organism in Eukaryota, Metazoa, Chordata, Actinopteri, Spariformes, Sparidae. Gene Ontology annotation, biological process: tRNA import into mitochondrion; protein targeting; protein import into mitochondrial matrix. The coding region runs from base 264 to 704 and encodes 146 amino acids. The transcript has 5 exons.